Molecule: messenger RNA, 1083 nt
Organism: Kalmanozyma brasiliensis GHG001
Lineage: Eukaryota; Fungi; Basidiomycota; Ustilaginomycetes; Ustilaginales
Product: Arf GTPase activating protein
Exons: 2
Coding region: 1-1083 (360 amino acids)
Biological process (GO): endocytosis; endoplasmic reticulum to Golgi vesicle-mediated transport; intra-Golgi vesicle-mediated transport
Cellular component (GO): Golgi apparatus
Molecular function (GO): metal ion binding; GTPase activator activity
Source: RefSeq, a predicted model, not a curated record
AUGUCCCGACCAACGCAAUCGCGCCAGCAGACCGAGGCGAAUGCCAAGAUCCUCCGCGCCCUCGUCAAGUCGCCGGACAACAAAGUGUGCGUUGACUGCAAGAAGAACGAUCCGCGCUGGGCGAGCUGGAAUCUGGGAUGCUUCCUGUGCAUUCGCUGCUCCGGCAUUCAUCGAUCUAUGGGGACGCACAUUAGUAAAGUGAAAUCCAUCGACCUCGACAUCUGGACUCCCGAACAGAUGCACAGCGUGCAAGUAUGGGGCAAUCGGCGAUGCAACCUGUACUGGGAGGCGCAUCUCAAGGCGGGCCACGUACCCGCCGAUCACAAGAUCGAAUCGUUCAUCCGGUCCAAGUACGAGUCGCGGCGGUGGGCGAAGGAUGGGCCUGUUCCUAGCGAUCCUAGCGUGCUGGAUGCGGGUGAAGGUGCGAGUGUUGCAGCUCCGGCGGCGAGUGCGGCGGUGGAGACGGUGGCAGUGAAGAAGGUGAUUGCGCCAAAGGUGGAUUUGUUCGAUGACGAACCGGCUGCGCCUGCACCAGCACCCGUGGCGGCGGCGGUGAAGGCAGCUCCGGUACCAGCAGCACCAGCCAAACCAGCGGCCCCGGCAGGAGGCGGAAUCUUCGACCUCGACUGGCACGAUCCUGCCCCCACUUCCGCUAGCGCUACUAGCCCGACAACAACCGGCGCAAAGGGCAAGAACGAUAUCAUGUCGCUCUUUGCGGCUAAGCCUGCUGCGCCCGCACCUGCACCGAGCACGGCCGGUGGGAAUGGUUUCGGUGACUUUGGCGCGUUCGCUGCUGCCCCCGCCGCUGCAUCCAAUCAGGGUGUAGCCGGGUUGAACGCGGGUUUCGGCAGUCUCGACCUCUCCUCCACCACCUCAUCAAAGCCUGCACCUCCGACAGCAGGGUUCGCCGGCGCAGGCGGCAACCCCUGGUCCACCCCCGCCCCCACCUCGUCAGGAGGCCAGGGCGGACUGUUCGACACACAGGACGUCUGGGGCACCUCCUCCAACGCCACUGCUCCCGCUGCGAGCAGUAAGCCCAAGGAGAACGAUGCCUUUGCGGACAUUUGGGGCGAUUUCAAGUGA